AUGUCAUUUGAUAUAAACUGGAAUAAGAUCAACGAGGAUAGCACCAUUAACCAGCGAGCCCGCGCUUUUCUCAAUGAGCAUCUCGAAUCGCUGCAGCUGCCCAGUUAUGUGAGCAACAUCAAAAUGACCGAUUUCAAACUCGGGACAAUACCCCCACGCAUCACUCUGAAGCAGAUAGACAACCCCCUGGACGACUUCUAUGAGGCGUUGCGGCUUGAGGGCGCGUCUAUCGGCGGCCGCGACACCGACGUGCAGUUUCUGAUGGAGGUGGAUUACAAGGGCGACAUGCUGAUAGAGCUGAGUGCGGAGCUCGUGCUCAACUACCCCAGCCCCAACUUUAUGCAGCUGCCCGUCAAGCUCACGAUCAGCGAUAUUGGCAUCCACUCCCUGUGUCUGGUGGCAUACCUGCAGCGCCAACUCUUCAUCAGUUUUUUGUGCGAUGUCAGCGAUCCUGCGCUGGACAACGUGGAGUCCCCGCUGGACAGCAAUGGCCCAGCGUUUCUGGGGUCCAAGGCCGUGGAGAGGAUAUCUCUCAUACGGAGCAUCAAGAUACAGACGGAAAUUGGGCCCCAGGAUCUGAGCGAGGGCACCAUUUUGCGGAGCGUGGGCAAGCUGGAGCAAUUUCUGUCCGAUGUGUUCAAGAACUUACUUCGGAAGGAGGCUGCCUGGCCGAGCUGGAUCAACUUGGACUUUAACGAGGAUGUCUCUGCCGACGUAGAGAGUAGCAGUUCCGCGGAAGAAUCGCUCCCGCACAGAGACGAUGCACAGGACUUCUCUGCCGAUGCGAGAGCAUAG
Molecule: messenger RNA, 795 nt
Organism: Eremothecium gossypii ATCC 10895
Lineage: Eukaryota; Fungi; Ascomycota; Saccharomycetes; Saccharomycetales; Saccharomycetaceae
Gene: MDM12
Product: ERMES complex subunit MDM12
Exons: 1
Coding region: 1-795 (264 amino acids)
Biological process (GO): mitochondrion organization; phospholipid transport
Cellular component (GO): ERMES complex
Molecular function (GO): lipid binding
Source: RefSeq, marked provisional